Molecule: messenger RNA, 4335 nt
Organism: Morone saxatilis (striped sea-bass)
Lineage: Eukaryota; Metazoa; Chordata; Actinopteri; Moronidae
Product: astrotactin-2-like
Exons: 22
Coding region: 91-4122 (1343 amino acids)
Biological process (GO): neuron migration; neuron cell-cell adhesion
Molecular function (GO): protein binding
Source: RefSeq, a predicted model, not a curated record
AUGUCAUUCUUCUCACCACACCUGUGCUGCCGCCUCCUGGACGGACGCGACUCCUUUGCAGCGACUGUACUAUAAGUGAACGGACAGCUUAUGAGCCCCACUCAAAGCGAGGAGAACCACACGCAAGGAGCGGGGAUGGCGAGGAUAUUACCGCUGCACCUCCGCGUCCUUCUCGUGGGGCUCUUUUUAUUAACAGACACCCGGACGGUCCGAGCGAACAGAGGGGCGGCAUCGCCUGACGAUGAGAGGGACAAAGAGAGCGACGCGGAGACGCCGUGUGAGGUGAAAACCGUUACCGUCUCUACCCUGCCCGUACUCCGGGAGAACGAGUUCAGCUUCACCGGCGGAGCCUCCGGGAACGUGGUCGGAGGAGGAGGAGGGGUGGCCGCCGCUGGAGCAGGUGGUGUUGGUGGAGGAGGAACUGGGGGAGGAACUGGAGGAGGAGGAGCAGGAGGAGGGGGGGAAUCCCGACUCCUGUUAUUCGUUAGGACCGACCUACCUGGGCGAAUUUCAGUAAUGGAUGAUCUUGACAACACAGCUCUCCCCUACUUCACACUCGAGAUGUCAGGUACAGCAGAAGAUAUUUCUCAGGUACACUGGAAGCAACAGUGGCUGGAAAAUGGGACACUGUACUUCCAUGUGUCCAUGACUGAGUCUGAGCUUCUAGCCCAAACUACACAACCCACAGCCCGGGAGCCUGCUCAUGUCCUACAUGAACACAUGCAUCUGCUGCACAUCUCAGUUAUGGGAGGCCUCAUCGCCCUCCUCCUCCUAAUUCUCCUCUUCACCCUCGUCCUGUAUACCCGCCACCGAUGGUGCAAGCGUCGCCGAAUCCCCCAGAAGAGUGCCAGUACCGAGGCCACCCAUGAGAUCCACUACAUUCCCUCAGUUCUGCUCGGACCCCAGGGCCGAGACAGCUACCGGGGGUCUCGGAGCACACAUCAGCACGGAAGCUCUGUCAUUGGUAUGCCCAUCCGCGAGACCCCAAUUCUUGAUGAUUACGACUGUGAUGAGGAGGACCCAGGCGGACACUCACUUAACUCCACGCCCAACCAGCUCCACAGCAAGAUGAACGAUGGGAAGGUCCAGGAGGACUAUGGAGUUAACAUCGGACACACAGACAUGAUGUGCAAGGACAAUGAAAUUAAGCACAAUUUUGAAAAACGAGCCAUUGACCCAAACACGGAGUCAGUAGAGGAUUUGAUGCAGAGGUUCCAGGACAGUUUCCGUGUUCCCAACACGGCGACAGACAUGUCUCACUACCAGCAUGUCAUGCACAGCUCAUCGACAGGCCGCCGGAGGGUCCCUAGCCACACCAGAGGCCACCCACACAGUCCUCUAAAUAAGGUCACCUUGACGUUGAUUACCAUCAGCACAUGUGUCAUUGCCAUUGUCUAUGCUACGCAGGAUUCCUGCCCUCUCACUGUCAAGGUUACGCUCCAUGUGCCUGAGCAUUUUGUCGCGGAUGGAAGUAGUUUUGUGGUGAGCAUGGGCAGCUUCCUGGAUGUUUCCAAUUGGCUGAACCCAGCCAAGCUAACCCUCUACUAUCAGACCAAUUCGUCCACACAGUGGAUCCGGGACUACUGCGGCCAGAGGGCCACUGAGCCCUGUGAGCAGAUUUGCGAUCAGGACACAGGAGAAUGCAGCUGUCAUGAGGGUUAUUCCCCCGAUCCUGUCCAUAAACACCUCUGCGUGCGCAGCGACUGGGGUCGAAACGAAGGUCCCUGGCCGUAUGCUAACUUGGAGAAAGGCUAUGACCUAGUUACAGGAGAGCAGGCCCCAGAGAGGAUCUUCAGAUCAUUCUACAGUCUGGGCCAAGGGUUGUGGCUGCCAGUCAGCAAGAGCUUUGUGGUGCCACCAGUGGAACUGUCAAUCAACCCCAUCGCCAGCUGUAAGACAGAUGUGUUGGUUACUGAAGAUCCAGGGGAGGUCAGGGAAGAGGCCAUGAUGUCCACUUACUUUGAGACAGUAGAGGACCUACUGGCAUCUUUUGGGCCUGUCCGUGACUGCUCCAAAGAUAAUGGCGGCUGCAAGAAGAAUUUCAAGUGUGUGUCUGACAGACAGUUAGAGUCAUCUGGCUGCAUGUGUCCUGAGGGGCUGAGGCCAAUGAAGGAUGGCUCAGGUUGCUAUGACUACUCCAGGGGCAUUGACUGCACGGAUGGCUUCAAUGGAGGCUGUGAACAGCUGUGUCUCCAGCAGCUUGUGCCCCUUGAAGAUGACCCCAGUUCCAGCAACGUGCUCAUGUUUUGCGGGUGUGUGCAGGAGUAUAAACUGGCAGGGGACGGACGCUCCUGCCUCCUGCAGUCAGACAACUGUGAAGGACCAAAAUGCCCAAGGCAGGACGUCCACUUCAAUGACACCCUGUUUGGUGAGAUGCUGCACGGAUUCAACAACAAAAGCCAGCAAGUCAACUUGGGACAGAUAUUCCAAAUGACCUUCCGGGACAACAACUUCAUUAAGGACUUUCCCCAGCUAGCCGAUGGCCUCAUGGUCAUCCCCUUACCAGUAGAGGAACAAUGUCGAGGGGUGUUGUCUGAGCCCCUUCCCAACCUGCAGCUUCUCACAGGAGAUGCUCAAUUCAGUGAGGCAGUGGGUUAUCCUAUGGUUCAACAGUGGAGAGUGCGUAGUAAUCUGUACAAAGUCAAACUUAGCUCCAUCACCUUAUCAACAGGCUUUUCUAAGGUUUUGAAGACACUGUCAGCAGAGAGCACACGCGAGGAGCUGCUGGCUUUUCUCCAGCAAUACGGCAGCCACUAUGUGUCUGAGGCCCUGUAUGGUUCCGAGCUCAGCUGCAGCAUCUACUUCCCCAGCAAGAAGGCCCAGCAGCAGCUCUGGCUGCAGUAUCAGAAAGAGGCAACAGACCAGGGGGUUGGCGGAGGCGGGCGGCGUGAGCUGAAGUCAGUUCCUUUCAUCAGCUACCUGUCAGCCCUGCAGAAGAGCCAGCUGUUGACUGACGACAUGGUGAAUGGCGUGGAGAUCCGCUGCGAAGAGAAGGGCAGCUGUCCAGCUGGCUGCCACCUGUGCCAUCACCAGGCCAUGAUGGGAGGAGUGUCAGGAAGAGGCCGCAAUGGUAACAGCAGGAGCGGAGAGCAACCGUCCCCCAUCCCUGUGCUGCUGGAAGUCAGCCGCGUGGUGCCCCUCUACAGCCUGGUCCAAGACAACGUCACCAAAGAGGCCUUCAAGAGUGCCACAAUGAGCUCAUACUGGUGUGCUGGAAAGGGCGAUGUCAUUGAUAACUGGUGUCGCUGUGACCUGAGUGCCUUCAGCAAAGAUGGCCUGCCUAACUGCAGCCCCCUCAGGCAGCCAAUUUUGCGCCUGGCCCCUUACCUGGAGCCCUCAAGCACAAUGGUGGCCCUGGAGUGGAUGGAUGUGGAGCCUCUAAUUGGCUGUAAAAUUUCUGACUACAUCAUCCAGCAUAAACGAGUGGAGGAUCCCUUGGAGGCAGAGGUCUACACAGGUGAGGUUCUGAGCUUGAUGGAUGAUCUGUUCUCUGGUUUGGGUUCAUCCUGUGUUGUUGCCGGGAGGAGAAGUGGAGACCAUCCUCACUCUGUGCUAUAUUCAGUGGUCUUCAAGUGCCUGGAACCUGACAGUCUCUACAAGUUUACUCUCUAUGCAGUGGAUAGUCGUGGCAGCCACUCUGAGUCAAGCUUUGUCUCAGUACGGACAUCUUGUCCAAUGGUGGAUGACAGCCGAGCUGAAGAGAUAGCAGACAAGGUGUACAACUUGUAUAAUGGCUACACCAGUGGCAAGGAGCAGCAGAUGGCCUACAACACACUGAUGGAGAUCCCUCCUCCGCUGCUCUAUAGGGUCCAGCACCACUACAAUUCCCACUAUGAGAAGUUUGGAGACUUUGUCUGGCGCAGUGAGGAUGAGCUGGGCCCCAGAAAAGCCAACCUGAUACUACAUAGGGUGGAAAAGAUUAGCCACUACUGCCGGUCCCUCCUGCGCAGCACCCAUAUCCAGAGCCGCACCGACACCAUGGCGUAUGUCUACUGCCGGAGUGAAGAGGGCCGACCUCCCAGUAACACGUGGCAUGGCUCUUUACAUGAAAGUCGCACCAUGUGCAUGGAAAAGCUCAUUUCUGUACAGCGUAACACAUACAGCAACACCAAACUCCGAUGAGACAGGAGUUUCAAGACGAACGGUGCGCUUUUUUUUUCUUGCAAAAUGACAUCAGUGAUUGAUGUACCUCGUCACCCACUCUGCAGCAGGUGUCUCUCAAGUGACUGAUUGAUUUUGGAAAAACCAGGAGAGCCUAAAAAACCUCAGAAUUCACUGGACAUUGUGUUGAAGCUACUGAAAAACAUAUUUUUGUGUGGCCUACUUUUAUUAUAA